Messenger RNA from Corythoichthys intestinalis (scribbled pipefish), 2308 nucleotides. RefSeq names its product orthodenticle homeobox 2b (gene otx2b). The record is from RefSeq and is a predicted model, not a curated record. Gene Ontology annotation, biological process: multicellular organism development; regulation of transcription by RNA polymerase II. Gene Ontology annotation, molecular function: RNA polymerase II cis-regulatory region sequence-specific DNA binding; DNA-binding transcription factor activity, RNA polymerase II-specific. Bases 379 to 1251 code for a protein of 290 amino acids. The transcript has 4 exons. NCBI's taxonomy places the organism in Eukaryota, Metazoa, Chordata, Actinopteri, Syngnathiformes, Syngnathidae. Gene Ontology annotation, cellular component: nucleus.
UGUUGCCUCCUCCUCCUCUUCCUCCUCCACCACCAGCACCAUCAUCAUCAUCGUCCUCCUCCUCAUCAUCAUCAUUUCGCUGCUGCAGCGCUGCUUCAAAACGCACGCACUCCACGUUGAACUUCUUGCUCUGACGCUGCGGAUUCUUCUUCUGUAUUUUUGCCUUGUUUAUAUCCUGUGGCAUCUUUUUUCGAUAUUGAGCAGGACGUCGUUGCAAUCAUUUGACUUUCCUCGCUCGCGCAGUUUGGACACAGACGUUUUCACUCUCUGGGAGCAAGGUGUCUCCAGAGUGUGAGCGCACGACAGCAGGUUCCCAUCAGGAGCUCCUCAUCCAUUUUCAACAUUUUUUCCAACUUGGGCCAACAGACAAACAUUAGCAUGAUGUCGUAUCUAAAGCAACCACCUUACACAGUCAAUGGCCUCAGCUUAACCACUUCCGGAAUGGACCUUUUACAUCCGUCCGUGGGUUAUCCAGCGACGCCGAGAAAGCAAAGACGAGAGAGGACUACUUUUACGCGCGCGCAGCUUGACGUCUUGGAGGCGUUGUUCGCCAAAACGAGAUAUCCGGACAUCUUCAUGCGCGAAGAGGUGGCUCUCAAAAUCAAUCUACCGGAGUCCCGUGUACAGGUGUGGUUCAAGAACCGACGGGCCAAGUGUCGCCAGCAGCAACAGCAGCAGCAGAACGGAGGGCAAAACAAGGCACGACCGACCAAAAAGAAAAGCUCCCCCAGCCGCGAAGUGAGCUCCGAGAGCGGCGCCAGCGGCCAGUUCACUCCCCCCAGCAGCACCACCACGGUCCCGGCCAUCUCCAGCAGCACGGCGCCGGUGUCCAUCUGGAGCCCGGCCUCCAUCUCGCCGCUCUCCGACCCGCUGUCUACCUCGUCGUCGUGCAUGCAGAGGUCGUACCCCAUGACCUACACGCAGGCCUCCGGCUACGGCCAGGGCUACGCCGGCUCCACGUCCUACUUCGGCGGCAUGGACUGCGGCUCUUACCUCACCCCCAUGCACCACCAGCUAUCCGGCCCCGGUUCGACGCUUAGUCCGAUGAGCACGAACGCGGUGACGGGCCACCUCAAUCAGUCCCCGGCGUCCCUGUCCACGCAGGGCUACGGCACGUCCGGCCUGGGCUUCAAUUCCACGGCGGAUUGCCUGGAUUAUAAAGACCAAGCUGCGUCGUGGAAGCUGAAUUUCAAUGCCGAUUGCUUGGAUUAUAAGGAUCAGACCUCCUCGUGGAAAUUCCAGGUCCUGUGAACACACUGCGACAGGCCCUCAAUAAAACUUGGAGGGACGUUUUGGGCAUAACCCCCUCUUAGAGGAGCGGUUUAAUUUAUUUUAGCACUGGCAAAGAGAUUUUCUUGACUUUUCCCACUCACCUGUAGCCCCCCUUGGUCCACUCCCAACCAUCCAUGUUUAUCGAUGCGCCAUGCACUCACCUGUUGAGGACAAGUGAACCGCAGUUACACACGCAAGGCCACGGAAGUAGAACCCUGGACUCCGAACCUCCUUUAAUUAAAGCUUCUUUGUUCCGCAACGAUGAGGAUGCCGCGUGGACAUGGAUGCACUACUUUAUUUAAGGAAAAAAAAGUGUUUAUAAAGAAUCAAUAUGUAGUUUCUAAGAGACAAUCAGUGUGUGUCUUAUAUAAAUGGUAUGUGCUUUUUUAUUAUUAUUAUUUUAUUUUCAUCUGUGCUAGCCUUCGAAACUGUGAUCUGUUGUAUUGUAUGCAAUUUGUGAGCCCCUUCUCGCAUCACGAACCUGUUUUCUUUUUCUGGAGGGGGAGCGCACGCUAAUGAUUAAAUGAGACUUUCCAAGUGGUAGUGAAGGGUUAGACGCACUCACACACAUACAUUCGUACACAAGGCUCCUCUCCACCGGAUCUCAACAUGAUGCGAGUCCGGUACUGGCUCCAAAGAUGCUGUGACCUCCCUGCUGAAGGAAAAACAUGGAAAAUAACAAUAAAACGCAUAAGGUCAUGUGAGCUUUGAAUUCAUAGACGAUCUUUGAUUGUGUGUGUGUUGACGUGUGGGCGCAUGCAAAUAUCAUUUGGGCUGUAGAACGACAAAAAUAGAUGAAUUUCCAAUAUGAUCUAAAAAAAAAUUAAUAAAUACAUAAAUAAAUCAAAUGUUUAAAAAAAACAGUUAAAACUAUUAAGAUGUUAAAUAGAGGGAUAAAUAAAACUCAAAUUGUUUAAUUACUAUAUAUAGGAGGGUCAUUCAAUAUAUAAGGUGAAUAUUUGGGUAUAAGGACUUCUAAAACAGAUACCUUUUUAUUUUAUUUUUUACACUGAAAAAAAUAAAUGGUGGAUUAAUU